CUGCGACCAGACUGGGUUCACAUUGUCUACACAGAACUGCAGCUUGUAAAGAAAAAAGUUCCUAAAAGAAUUUGUCAGAAGAUUUCAUAAUGGACAAGACAACUCUUGGGGACAUAAAGAUCCACGACCUGCGCAUGAAGCCACGGGAUGGGAAGGCGGUCCACGUCACCUGGAGCCUAAACGGAGAUAAGGAGAAGAAAAUCCUGGAAAUUCCUGAAGACGAGCUGCACUCCGUGAACAAUACAGGUAGGAGAGCUUCUGUGGACGCCGCCAUGCACUACAUGGAGGACCUGAUGAUCAAGCGGCCCAGAGAAGGAGAGACUCUCCCCUCGUUCGUGGUCGGACCUGAGGGAGACAUCAGGCAUAGUUAUGGCACCACGAGUGCUGGUUCUACCCUGAAGAAGCUAGUCUGGCUGCUGGGCCGGUUCCAGGAGGUCGGAGCCCAGAGGAGACGGAGUGAGCCCGACACCUCCACACCCUGCAGUCUGAAGGCCAUGCAGAAGUUCACCUCGAUCCCGGUGGUCUCCGUCUACCCAGUCCGAGGGUCUAACUUGCUGGGCAGGCCGCAGAUGCAGAUCUUGCGCAGCUGGCUACCGAAGCGGUUCCGCGUCUGCAAGCCGAUGACACUGUUCAGCACGGUGGAGGACGGCCACCUCCUGCAGACCAUGUACGAGAAGGUCAAGGGUCAUGCCGAGUUGGUCCUCGUCAUCCGCACACACAGGGAGGAGAGAUUUGGUGUCUACAUACCCGGCACCCUUUCAGCCGCCACCAGCCAGAGCAAACGGCGGUCGUGCUUCGGUAUGGAGGAGACCUUCCUGUUCUCCUUCAGCCCGGUUCCGGGGAAGUACACAUGGGCGGGACGACGGGGCAGUGACGACAUCAAACCUGACAGAGACAUCGUCAUCUCAGCAACCAACGAUAGACUCAUCAUUGGGGGAAGUGGAAGAGAUGCCAUAUUCCUGGACGGAGACAUGGAGGGAGGGUACUCCGGAUCCUCCAAAACUUUCAAGAACCCUCCGCUCUGCAAGGGCAGCCACUUCCGCUGUCUGGACGUGGAGGUUUUGGGCUUCCAGUAUUAGGGAGAACAGCUAUAUAUGUGUAUGUGUAUGUAUAUAAUGAAACUAACACAUGAUGUUGUACAUAGAUUUUGUACAUACAAUCUUAUACCCUAUUUCACGUUAUACCGUAUUUCAUGUGGUGACCUUUAUGUUAUUUAUCUAUUCAUCUAAAGGGUAGUCCCUUUAGUUAGUUUAAACUGAUUUCCAGGGAGUACUUUAACACAAAAUCAUAUCAAAUAAAGAAACAGGAAAAUCAUACUAACAUGGGGUUGAAUAAAUGACAAAUUAACAAUAAUACAACAUAAAUUCGUCUUGUUCGCCCGUCGCCAUCGACGAUGACCAGUGACAUCACGUUCCAUUCAAGAUCAAUAAAUCAUACAUGUACAAAGAACCUUGGCAAACUCAAAUUACACGUACGCAUUGUA
Messenger RNA from Branchiostoma floridae (Florida lancelet), 1483 nucleotides. RefSeq lists its product as uncharacterized. The transcript has 9 exons. Lineage: Eukaryota; Metazoa; Chordata; Leptocardii; Amphioxiformes; Branchiostomatidae. Bases 90 to 1079 code for a protein of 329 amino acids. The record is from RefSeq and is a predicted model, not a curated record.